CGCUCGCUGUAGGUGCAUUACACUAUUUUAAAACUUUUAACAUAAAUCUCGAACUUUUUUUAUCUAUUCAACCCUCAACUCUGAACUCAUCCCGAUGAUCUAGUAUUUAAAAUUUAAUGAUGACUACGGGGAAAUUAUAGUGAGUCACAAUAGAGCAAGUGUUACCAUACCGCCGCCUUCGCCGAAUUAUAAUAACCGUAACACGGUGCGCAAUUACCUAUUUACCUAAUUCUGUCAUAAUUUUAUAUGAUAGCAAAAAACGGAUUAUCGACGAUAGUUGACAGGUCACAGCAGGGGGAGGAGUGAACGUCGCGCCGUCGCUGUGUCGGUACCACAGCAUCCGACGAGGGGGCGGCUACGAUGACUACGACGUCGAUCGUGUAAACCAGAGCACGACUGCGGCUCUCGUACAUCGCGUUACCGAUUGCAGAGCUCAGCGUGACACGUGUUGUGCCGUGUUCAAGUAGUAAAUCGUCGUCUAAAUAUAAUAUAAUAUAUUAUUACCUCUAUAUUGACAAUUACGUGGGGACCGUCCGAUAGCCCGCAAACGUGGACGAGUGUGUUGGAACAGUAAAUGUUGCACUGUGAUAUAAGUAUUUAACUAUAUACCUACAUAACGUACAGAUUGUGUCGCCGCACGUCCAGGAGUCCGAGAUUGUAUAGUUAAGGCAUUGUAUCCUCACAAUACAACGUAAUCGUAAAAAACAACUUCAAUUGCGCAAAAUCAAUUUUUGAGUGGGUAGUAAAGCCAACAUAUUUUCAAAAAGUUCAAACAUCUGAUUAAACUAAAAAUACUAGGAAGUCAAAAGGUAGAUAGAAUUGCGUCAUCGUGGUAUGGAUCACACUGGAUACGAAUGGUCUCUGAAUCACAGUUAAAGCAAAACAACGACCUGGGAAUUUCGUUACAUCAUAAUUAAGUGAAUAUUAUCGUGUGAAGUAAACAAACAAAAAAAAAGUCGAAAAUGACCGCUGCUACUAUUUACGCUGCUUUUGUGUUGCAACAACACGAACUGGAAUCCAACGGCGUCUUGACCCAUCAGAUUAUGAAAUUCACGGAAUCCGAAGACCCCGCUCACGCCCCGUACGCAAAAUUGGAGAACGUGUCCAUGGACACGCUUGCCGAGGCGAUACAAAACCGAAUAAGCGACAGUGUGUACAAGUUUUUGAACCGGCGGUCGGGCGACCGCGACCGCGACGGCGUCAUGUUGUACGCGAUUCCCACCGUGGAAAUCGACGACGAAGAUCUCGACCAGUUCAACUUCGUGUCCAGCCACGAGGGGACGAAGAGGGUUUUGUUCGAGGUGUUGGAUGAACUGGGCUGCGAGUACACCCUCCUGUCACCGGACAUGGACAUCGCCCUCGUCGAUUCGAUGGCCACCUGGACGCUCACCGUGUCCGAGAGCAACGAGUACCACGAGUUGAGACUGACGCCGGGCCAUCGGUGCGCCGAUGACUUGACACUGCAAACGAGCACGGCCGAGUUGCAGAUCAACAACGUCCGUCUGUCGGAGAUAUUGUACUUGGCUGAGUACACGAAUACGAUAAGUCCAAACUUGGUGCGUCAUAGUGACGUACCGUUGUAUCUGGGCUCCAAACGUAUUUGCGAGAGAUUUAAAUUCCCCAAGACCACUAAGACGUCUGCUCAAAUUUUACGGGAAAUACAGCGCAAUAUCGACAGAACGCACAUACCUCUUACUGAAUUGUGGAACAUAGUCAUGGGCGGUGUCAAGUUUUUGAUAUAAUAUUUUUCGUUAUAUAAAAUCACGCAUUCAGCUACCAGUUUCUGAGGAUGAAAAAUCAAAUCAAAUUGAUUAAAUUGUUUUUUUUUUUGUUUGUGUUGCAACUCUUAUAAUACGUCCCAUACACACAUAUAUAAUAAUAAUUUAAAAUAAAACAAUUACCAAUAUGCUUACGAAUAAGUGAAAUUAAUUUAUAUUAAAUCAGAAUAAUCAUUAAUCAAUACUAGUAGUGAAAUAAUCAAAAAAAUAAGUAUUGAGUCCGAAUUUUGUAGCUUUACAAAAAUCUAAAAAAAGAACCAAUACAAGUGAUUUCAUAUAUUUGUAUUAAAGUAUAAUAAGACUCAAUAUUAGUUGUCUACUAUGUUUAAAUUACAAAUUUUAAUAGGUACCUAAUUAAAAUAAAAUAAAACCGAUUUAAUAAAAAUGUAUAAUACGGAGAGGUACUUUUAAUUUAUUAUCCGGAUUAUAUCGAUACAAUGAAAAUAAAACUGUUCCUACCCACUAUAAAUUGAUCACGCAGACUCAAUAGUACAAAAAUAAAUAUUAACAAACUAUAACUAAUAAAAUAUGUAGGUUUUUCAAUCAAAUGUCAAGAUAUAGAUCGGAAAAUAGUACAAAAAUCCACAGCUUAAAAGCUAAAAUAACACAAAAAAAACGUAGAAAAUACCCAGCUAAAAAUCAAAACAAAAUGUCAUGUAUUCGUCAUACAUAUAGACAUAUCACAGUACAAGUUGAUUUUUUCGACACUUAGAUCUUGAAAUAUGAACAAAAUGAACAAAACUGCUAAUGCUCAUAUUGUAUACAAUUCGAACAAUAAAAUUAUAAAAGUAUACACUUUUUAACAAAUAUCUUCCUUUCUCAUUUAAGUUUAUGUGGUAUUUUUUCAUAUUUUAAAAAUCUGAAUACAAUGUCAAUUAUUCUUAAUAAUUAAUGUACUUACCUUCAAUUUAUCUUUGCACAAUUUAUAAUGCUAUGGCACAUUUAUUAAAUUUUAAGUCCUAUAAUAGGUACCACCGCGUAAGUAGGUAGGUACCUAUACACUUUGAUGUGAAUUAAAAAGAUAA
Myzus persicae (green peach aphid) is the source of this 2803-nucleotide messenger RNA. RefSeq lists its product as uncharacterized. NCBI's taxonomy places the organism in Eukaryota, Metazoa, Arthropoda, Insecta, Hemiptera, Aphididae. The record is from RefSeq and is a predicted model, not a curated record. Bases 963 to 1742 code for a protein of 259 amino acids. The transcript is spliced from 4 exons.